CGGUCGUCAUGACAACAUUAUUUAACCCUUUCUUAAUCCCCACCACAACAUAUGACAAUAUGAUGGAUUCGAUCUCAAAACACUGAAUGUUUGUUAUUUGUAACUCUUUUUAUCUUACGGAAACCUGGUUUUUGAAUCUGGUUAGUAAAUAUGAAUGCAAAAGCUAGCACUACACGCGAAAGCUCGAGUAAUUCGUCGCUAAACAGGACGGGGGAAACUGGCAAUGUUGACAACCAGGCGACAGUAAGUCCAGCUAACGAGUCAAACAAGAAAACAACGGUCGCUAACCAACGUUACGAGUCUUAUAGAGUAGCAUUUUACGGAACACCUUCUCAGAAAGAAGCAUAUAGGCAGCAAAUUAGGUCACAAUUAAAAGACCAAGUGAAAGAAAAGGACGAUUUACAUCGUAGGCAGCUGAUUGACAGGGUUGCAGAAAGUGACACAGCUGUUGCCAAUGACCAGAAAUCAAAACAGGAAGAUAAUAAUAUGAAACAAAAGAAAGCAGACUAUCUAAAGCAGUUUAGCAAUGAAAAUAAAAAGAUUAUGGAAGAAAAAGAAAAGAGUUCGCAAAAAACAAGAGAAGCCAACAUGGAAUUGGAAAGGAAGCUUUUAAAUGUUAACCCUAUAAACUGGAAUAUGACUUUACACUAGUAUAAUUUAUAUGUAUAACAUUUACACAACUACUGCUAGUUCAAUCAACCUAACACAAAAUUUUUUACAAAAUAAAUUAGGAAUAGAAUUUCAAUAAAUAUAUGCUCAUAUUUGUGAAUACAGAAUGAAAUGCAAUCAGAGGUUAAUAAAUUUUUUCUACUGUACUGACAAAAAAGGGUUAGCCAUCUUUGCCGAAGAAAAACUAGUUUCAGGAGGAAAAUUACGAAAAUAUGUCUGAAGUUUCUGGAGUAAACUUUUCUGGUUAGUAGUGUAAAAGUUACAAAAAAAGACUUA
Messenger RNA from Dendronephthya gigantea, 945 nucleotides. RefSeq lists its product as uncharacterized. The record is from RefSeq and is a predicted model, not a curated record. The transcript has 3 exons. Bases 151 to 651 code for a protein of 166 amino acids. NCBI's taxonomy places the organism in Eukaryota, Metazoa, Cnidaria, Anthozoa, Malacalcyonacea, Nephtheidae.